AUGGUGAUACCUUUGGCUACAAUCUUUUGCAUGCUUGCUUUGCUUCUCUCUUGUCUAAUAUCUGGAACCAGCGCGCAGAAUAACAUCCAGUACUGUGAUAACAGCAAAGGGAACUAUACAAUCAAUAGCACCUAUCACAACAAUCUCAACACCCUUCUAUUCACGCUGUAUUCCCACACAGAAAUUAACUAUGGUUUCUACAACUUCUCAUAUGGUCAAAACAGUGACAAAGUAAACGCCAUUGGGCUGUGCAGAGGAGAAGUUAAGCCAAACGAGUGCCGCGGGUGCCUCAAGGAUUCUGCAGUCACAAUCACACAGCUUUGUCCAAACCAGAAAGAGGCCCUUCUGUGGUUGAACACUGGGAAAUGCCUAUUGCGUUAUUCUAAUCGCCCAAUAUUCGGUGUCAUGGAAUAUUCUCCUGGCUUCUACUUGAAGAACAGAAACAAGGUAACGGAACCGGAUAACUUUAUCCAAGCAGUCUCCAACUUAAUGGGGAAUCUCACAGUUGUGGCUGCAUCAGGUGACUCUCGUCGUAAGUAUGCUACGGGUAGGGCUAUUGCAUCAAAUUUUAAAACCGUUUACGUAUAUGGUCUUGUGCAGUGCACCCCUGAUUUGUCUGAGCUAGACUGCAGUUCAUGCUUGGAAUGGGCUAUCUCAGAAAUCCCAUCGUGUUGUGUGAAAGCGAUAGGAAGUAUAAUUGUUAGACCAAGUUGUAAUAUUAGAUUCAAAACCGAUAUGUUCUACGAUCAAACCCCUAAAUUAGACCCUGAUGUAACAGCACCAUCUCCAUCACCUCUUUCCUCCCUGAGUUACACUUCCAUUGCCGUUGUUGUUUCUACUGUUGUUGUUGCUGUCGUUUCCCUCCUUUGUCUCUGCAGUUAUUUAAGGAGGAGGAAGGCAAGAAAAACUCUAGCAGUUAAUCAAGACGAUGAUGACGUUGAAAUUGCUCAGUCAUUGCAAUUCGACUUCGACACAACACGCGUUGCUACAGAAGACUUCUCUGAUUCUAAUAAACUUGGAUAAGGUGGAUUUGGAGCUGUUUACAAGACCAACCAUGGGACCGUUAUGCUCAUGCUGAGUAGCUAUUCUCUCAGUCUUCCCAUCCCUUCUGAACCUGCAUUUUAUGCCCACAGUACAACUAGAAGCCUUCCAGCCACGUAUUCAUGGGGACACAGUUCAAGGGCAACAACAAACAAAUCUGCUCAAGAGUCAGAAAAUGAGAAUUCAAUAACUGAGCUGUACCCUCGCUAG
Molecule: messenger RNA, 1251 nt
Organism: Vigna angularis (adzuki bean)
Lineage: Eukaryota; Viridiplantae; Streptophyta; Magnoliopsida; Fabales; Fabaceae
Product: cysteine-rich repeat secretory protein 38
Exons: 4
Source: RefSeq, a predicted model, not a curated record